UCAUAUUACUUACAUCAGUAAAGUGGAAAGUACUAGUAAAAAAUGUCUUGUAUUUGACACGUGUCAUUUAAUGCAAAAACUAGACAGCUGUUUGAAUCUCUUCACUAAAAUUACUAAAAUCAGUAAUUAAAAGUUCUGUCAGUGUAACUAUUGUGAUCAUACUGACUCGUAAAUUUUGAGAGCACUGUCCAUUCAAUUGUUAUUCAAAACUUUUUUUUGAAAUGUUACUGAUACUAUUUUCCAUUGUUUUUUCUGAAUUCCUGAUUAAUGGAUACUGUGCUGAGAAGAACGAUUUUUAUUCUAGUAUGGUAAGAGUAACAUUCAAAGCAGGGCACUCUCUGGAAUCACAUACUGUUCAAACAAAAGACGGAUAUUUAUUAACAAUUCACCGUAUUCCUGGCCCUUCAGGAUCAACUCCUAUAUUUUUGCAGCAUGGCAUUUUAGGAAGUUCUGAUUCUUGGAUUCUUACUGGAAGUGAUUCUCUUGCUAUUACUUUAGCAAAUUUGAAAUACGAUGUCUGGUUAGGUAAUUCUCGAAGUAGUGUUUAUUGCAAGUCUCACUCUGUUUAUAAAAACACAGAUGAAAAAUUUUGGAACUAUAGUUUUCAUGAGGUAGGGACUCAAGAUUUACCUGCAAUGUUAAAUUACGUGGCAAAUUACACGGGAAAAAAAAUAAUUUACAUUGGUUUUUCAAUGGGAACUACUUCUUUCUUCGUGAUGGCUUCUGAAAAACCAGAAAUGUCGGCAAACAUAAGUCUUGCAUUUGCACUUGCACCUGUAGCUUUUAUGAAUCACUUAAAGAUACCUAAUAUAAAAUUUGUCUUUAAAGACUCUUGGAUAUCAUCUUUUAUAUUUGGACAUAAAAGCUUCGGUGCGAAUAGUGGAUGGAAUGUAUUUCCUUUCAAAAACAAAUUAUCAUCAAUGAUUUCGCAUUGUAGUAACAAUCACAUUAAGAGUAAGUAUCGUUCUCGAGUCAUAAGGCAAUCGUUUGGCACAGCUUCAGUCAAAACAAUCAGGCACUUGGCACAACAACGUCAGACUGGAAAAUUUCGUCAAUAUGAUUAUGAUCCAAGAAAUCUUGAAAUUUAUAAUAGUACUUACCCUCCUGAAUACAACAUAUCACGGAUACAAAUUCCAAUGGUUCUGAUUGUAUCUAAAGGAGAUGUGUUUUCGACGCCUUCUGAUGUUGAAGACCUGGAGGAACUAUUGCCAAACGUUUACAAGAACAUAUUAGUAGAUCAUAAGAAUUUCUGUCACUACGAUUUUAUGUACGGAAGACAUGCUCAGGAAUAUGUUUACAAUCAAAUAGUGGAAAUUUUAGAAACAUUUAAAAAUUAAUAGAAAAUUACGAAAAAGUAAUGUAUCUUUUUAAAUAACAAUAGCAAAGCUUAUUUGUAAAUUGUUUCAAUAAAUUUUACAUUCAGUAUA
This is a messenger RNA of Leptopilina heterotoma, 1427 nucleotides long. RefSeq names its product lipase 3-like. NCBI's taxonomy places the organism in Eukaryota, Metazoa, Arthropoda, Insecta, Hymenoptera, Figitidae. The transcript is spliced from 8 exons. The record is from RefSeq and is a predicted model, not a curated record. Gene Ontology annotation, biological process: lipid metabolic process. The coding region runs from base 222 to 1337 and encodes 371 amino acids. Gene Ontology annotation, molecular function: hydrolase activity, acting on ester bonds.